Hypomesus transpacificus is the source of this 2071-nucleotide messenger RNA. It is a transcript of the gene styk1b, whose product is annotated as serine/threonine/tyrosine kinase 1b. The record is from RefSeq and is a predicted model, not a curated record. Lineage: Eukaryota; Metazoa; Chordata; Actinopteri; Osmeriformes; Osmeridae. Gene Ontology annotation, molecular function: transmembrane receptor protein tyrosine kinase activity; ATP binding. Gene Ontology annotation, cellular component: signaling receptor complex. The transcript is spliced from 11 exons. Bases 243 to 1643 code for a protein of 466 amino acids. Gene Ontology annotation, biological process: positive regulation of kinase activity; cell surface receptor protein tyrosine kinase signaling pathway; multicellular organism development.
UAACCUACACAAACAAAGCAACACAACACCGACAUUUCCCAAGCCUGGACAACCACCUGGAGGGAAGAGGAUGAAGGAGUGACACGGCUUCAUCUGACACAGGCACGUUCAGCUGGAGAGAUGUUCCAGGUGUUUACCAGGUGUACCAAAGGUUUUAUAGGACAUAGGAGACAAGGGGGCUGGCUGAGGAUUUGACUGGAUUCAAGCUUUAGCACCGCAAGCUUCAGGCAAAAGCUGAGAGGAUGUCGUCAUCACUGUCGAAAGCAGACAACAUCUGCCAGCCUGGCAACACACUCUGUGAGGUCCGUGUGUACGAACAGGAAGUGAUCGUCGUGCCGGUCAUCUUGCUGGCCGGCUUCCUGGUCACUCUGAUCUUCAUCAUGCUGCUGCGUUACUGUCCAGAGAAAGUGAACCGCAUCAGGCCACAGGGGUCGAGGAGCACCGGUCGCUCCCAGCGCAACAGGCGGGUCCUCCACGGCAUCGACGCUCCCGCAGGCAUCAACCCUCUGGAGCAUGAGAGUAUAGCGCUGGACAUCCCCAAUUCCUACUCCACCUUCCCCCUACGCUCCACCCCGAACACCCACUCUUCCAGAACCCUUGCCAUCCCUGUGGAGGAUCCAACCCUGCCUUCCAGCCCCCCACCCCAGACCACCACCGGCCCCCCACCCCCCAGCUUCCCCCGAACCACACAGCCCAGGGAGCUGCCUCAACAGAGGCUGCCCGAGUCCUUCAACCUGGUGACCACCUUGCCUGCUGCCUUCUCCCUGCGCACCGAUUCUGUGGUGACCCUCUGCAGGGCCCGCAUGGAACACAGGAACGUGGUCCUCCGAGUGCUCAACGAUUCUGCGAGUGCCUCUGAAAGACAGAACUUCCUCGGUUUUGCUUCCUUCCUGUCCCAGCUGGGGCCACACCCCUUCCUACCGGAGCUUCUGGGCGUGGUCUCGCUGCGUGCCCCCUUAGUUACUGUCGUCGAGGAGCUCGAGAACAGAGACCUGCUCAGCUUCCUGUGGAGGUGUAGGCAGGAGAAUGCAGGUGGAGAACCUUCUUGUCAGAUGACAGAGAAACGCAUCUUCACCAUGGCGACGCAGGUGGCCUCGGCUCUGGAGUUUCUCCACAGCCGAGACCUUCUCCAUGGCAACGUCCGUGCUCGAAGUGUACUGGUCAGCCAGGAGAUGACAGCCAAGCUCUGGGGUUUAAAUGGGGUCUAUACCAGGAAGAACCGGGGAGCCAAUCAGAGGGAGGAACCCGGCAUGAAGAAAUGGCAGGCACCAGAGCUAUUGGUCAAGAGACCUGCCAGUCAAAAAAGUGACGUCUGGUCUUUUGGCAUCCUGAUGUACGAGAUGGCUACUCUGGGCGAAGCUCCUUUCUCAGACGUCUCAGUCAAAGAGCUUCUGCAGUUCCACCAAAGAGGAAAAAUGUUGAGGAAGCCAGCCAGCUGCUCCAACGCACUCUACGCCACCAUCAAGGCUUGCUGCCAAUGGAAAGAGCAGGAUCGAGCCUCGCUGGAUGAGGUCACCCGUAAGCUCCAAUCAGGAGAGAAGAGUGCCAACGAUAAAGCCAUCAAGGUGCCUGAGCCAAUCAACAUUGAGCAGUACCUGCAGGAGGCGGGAUAUGGGGACUCCAACAACUACACUGUUUUCUGAGUGGCGGCUGUGCCAGCCAAUGAAACACAUGAUCCUAAUUGUUUCUUAGUUUCGGGUAUUUAUAGCAGAUGUUUCAAAUUAGAAUUUUUUUUCUUGGUCUUGUGGUUCUGCAUUGCAAAAAACUAAUCUACAGUUUUUAGGUUAAGCUGACAAGACUGGAGUAAGCUCUGUAGACUUGAAAAACCCACUGUGGUUUGGACCUCUGGCCAAUGUACAUAUACAGCAUACCACAUGUGGGUUACAAACUGUAGCCAAUGUAUUAAUAUAAGAUGCAAUAUAUAACAAUCUAGAGGUUCUCUAAUUCCAGAGACUCUGAAGAGGAGUUUGAUAUGAAGGAAAUGAAGCUUAAUUUAAAAGUGAUAUUAAACAUCAUGUUUGCACAUACCUCCACAAUGUGAAUAAAGACAGAAUUGUGCCAUGAUCAAACA